AUGACCUUCAUCCGUGUGGUGCUGAUGAUGGGACGAGGUGUUAACUCGUUAAAAUUCUUCGCCUCUAUCGGGAACUUCCUAUGGGGCUUUCCACGUAAAAUCCCCCACGAGGACGGUGCGCUGCUGAUCAAGAACGAACCGCAGGACAUUCCACUGAAGAAACCAAAGCUUAUGGGCGACGUGACGUCGCUGUACCACAGCAGCAGCAGCAGCCGGCUACAGUCCCAGCACAUCGUCGGCUCGCAGCAACACCAUCUGUCCCAGGCGCACCACCAGCAGACGAGCUCGGCGUUCCGCCCGUGGGCCGCGCAGAAGGCGCAGAAGUACGCGCAGCAACAGCAGCAGCUGAUCCUGCAGCAGAUGGCGGUAGCGGCCGCCGCCGCCAACGGGAGCCCGUACGCCAACGGCACGACCGCCCUCGUCAACGGCACGGUGGUCCGGACGACGUCGCCCGGCGGCACGAUCCUAGCGCUCAGCCAGGAGCCGCCGCUGCUGCAGAACCCGGAAAAUGUGGUCCCCAUGUCGGAGACGGACAAGUUCGAGCGAUCGUACCAACCGAACGUGGCCCUGGCACCCCGCAAGUCGAUCCUCUGCAAAGAAUCGUCGUCCUCGUCCUCGUCGGCGGCGGUGGUGCAGCCACCGCAUCCACGGGACCACGACAACAAGGAGCAGCGCUCGGUGAUAAAGUGUGAAGUACAAAUCAAGCAGGAAAAUCCUCCGACGCCGCCACCGCAGCCGCCGAUGCUGCCGUCGGCUGCGGGCAGUGAGACGGCCACGAUCGUGCGGUCGGUGAUCAAGUGCGACGUGCAGAUCAAGCAGGAGCGACCGGGCACGCCACCAUCGGCCAGCCACCUGGACGGCAGCCCACCACCACCCACCGGCGCCGCACACAUUCCGGUCGCCGGAUCGUCGUCCUGUUCGUCGCCACCACCGCCACCACCACCUCACAUUCGGCCAGCACCGACCGGGAUCGCCAUCAGUACGAUCAUCGCCAAGCAGCAGCAGCAACGCCACGUGCUAAUCUCCUCGAUGGCUCCGUACGGUAGCAGCGGGGGGAGCAGCGGUAGCCAAAGCAACAGCCCGGUAACGAUCCCUCCGCCGGAUGGGCACUCCGGGUCGAACGAAAUCACAUCGUCCACGUCACCGUUGCCUCCGCCGAUCAACAUGAGCGCGAUCGCCGCGAUGAACGGUGGCUCGCGGACGGUGGUGGGCGACAAGCAUACGAAGCUGGUGCUGAUCAAGGAACCCCUCAGUCCGCCGCUGGCCGAUCGGACGAGUCCGCUCUCGUUGCGGCACUCGCCCGGCACCCACCAACAACACUUGCUUCACCAGCAGCAGCAACAGCAGCAGUCACCGCCAUCUCCACCUCACCACGUUGCGGAGCACCAUCAACCGGUGUACCUGCACCACCAUCCGCACCAUCACCCGCCGCUCCAUCACCACCAUCACCACCAGCAGGGUCACAUGCUGCACCAUCGAUCUCACCACGGGCCGCCGGCAGCGGUGGCCGCGUCGAUCAUCCACAAGAACGGAGUGCCCGUCGUGGGCAACUCCGAGUUCGAGCUGUCGACCGACACGGACGACGACAGCCAGGCGGGCGAACCGGACAGCAGCAACGGGGCGUCGCCGAUCGAGCUGAUCAGCGAGGUGCUGAAGGACGUGGAACCGAAAACCAGGCAGCAGAUCCUGGACCUAUUCAAGGUGCUGGUCCAGGAGAACCGAAUGGUGGCGCUGGAGAACCAGCGGUUGCAGCUGGACAGUCGCGCCAAGGACGACCAGCUGCUGGAGCUGCACCGACAGAAGGACGACCACCAGCAGCAGUUGGUCCACCUGCAGCAGGAGCUGAACCGGGCGGUGCUGAAGAUCGAGGCACUUCGGCUGCACAGCCAGCAGUUGCAGCUGCUGCAGCACCAUCAGAAGCACGCCGACGAGCGCGUGGUGGAGCUCAUGGGUGGCGGCGAAUCUAGCACAUCCUCGUCCACGCCACCGUCGCCACUGUCGCUCGUUAGCAACGGAAGCAGCGGCACGGGCGGCCAGCUGCUCGAACGGCGGAACAGUUUUCCGGAAAAGUCGGAAAUCAUCAUGAAGCCGCUGAAAAAGUUGCUACGCCGCAGCCCGGACGAUACGGUGCAGGCGACCGCGACGGCUACGGUACUGAUGUUGGCGUCUCCACCGGCUCCGGCACCGUCGGCCACUAGCAGCACACCCUUGCCACCGCCAGCGCUUCUUCCUGCGGGCCUGUCAAUUACGGCUGCCACCGUUAAGGCACCGAGCCAGCACCACCUUCCGGAGACGGAAGCGGCCACCGCAGCAGCAGCCGACGAGGACGUCGACGGCGACGCGUCGCACAUUUCGCCGCCACCGUCGAAACACCCGCGAAAGGUGGCUCUCCUGUUGUCGUCCUCGUUGUCGUCGUCAGCGUCACCCGUGAACGGUUCGUCGCAAUCAUCAACACCACCACCACCACCAAGUGCCAGCAAUGUACCUGUAUCACCGACAACGAUAGCGGCGGCGUCCCCGACAACGGUGGCAGUGACGGUGGCGUCUCCACCGCCCCCGAACGCCUCCUUGACCAAAUGUACCAAAAACCCGUCGGCGACGGACACGCCGAGGGACACGGCGGGCGACGACGGGCUAGAUCCUGCCUCGACGGCUGCCAACCGGCGGCCGUCAACAUCACCGAGACCUUCUUCCCGGCCAUCAUCGGGAGCUUCCGGUGGUGCGGUGUCCAAUGUUGAGGAAGAACCGACACGGCCACCGCCGGCAACGGCAGCAUCAGCUGCAACAGUAGUGACCACCACCACGGAGUCCAAUGUCAGCGUCGGAGUGGGGUUCUCCGGAGCAGCCAAAGCACCAACCAUUAUCCACAGCAGCAGCAGCAGCAGCAAACCGGAUGCGGCAGCGACAGCCGCCGCGGCCAGCAACCAGGAGAACGAUUCGCCAAAUCGCACCAACGGCAACAGCAGCGACAGCAACAGCAGCAGCACCGCCGAUAACUGA
Messenger RNA from Anopheles bellator, 3000 nucleotides. Its product is annotated as lysine-specific demethylase 9-like. Lineage: Eukaryota; Metazoa; Arthropoda; Insecta; Diptera; Culicidae. Bases 1 to 3000 code for a protein of 999 amino acids. The transcript has 2 exons. The record is from RefSeq and is a predicted model, not a curated record.